CUGGUGCCUUGUGAACCAGUCGGCGCUGCCAAGCCGGAAUCCUGCGCCCCCAUUGGCUGGCAGCGACGCGUGUGGUUGUGUGUGGUUGUGUGUGUGCGUGUGUGUGUACGCGGCAGUGAUGUAUCCGCAGAGACAGGCCAGGACCCGAUCAGAAGCGAGCGCCCCAGAGCGUGGCCGGAGGCGUCCCUGAUUUACACCCGAGUCCAUUUGCGAUCCGGAUUCGCCGCUCCCAUGGAGACGCAGAUGGAUGCGCGUCUUUCUUCCAGAUAGAGGACCGGAUUGUGAUUAUUAUUUUACUCCCCCCCCAAAAAAAAAACCCCAGAGGGGGGGUGGCGGCAGCCCAGACGCGCCACCAACCCGGGAAGGCACCGCGGAUGGGAUCCGGCGCUGCUGCGGGCACCGGCGCCAUGCACGCCCGGCCGAGGCUGCUGCCGCUGCUGCUGCUGGGUUAGAGCACCGCGGAGGCAGAGGCGGCCGACGGGGGCCCGGAGGAUGGGCCGGCGCCUGGGGCUCGGCGCCCCUCUGCUGCUGCUGCUGCUGCUGCUGGCCGGGCCGGGGGCCGCCCGCAAGGCGCUGCGGGGGAAAUGCGCGUCGGGCUGCUCGUGCGCCAAAGACGCGGCGCUCUGCGAAGGGGCGCAGGACAUCCCCAAGGAGCUGCCCCCGAGCCUGGUCUCCCUGUCUCUCAUUCGCUCAGGAUUCUCAGAGAUCUUGGAGGGCAGUUUUCACCAUGUGCCGACGGUUCAGCUGCUCUUACUCACGCACAACUCCCUGGACCAGAUCGCGAAUAAUGCGUUUGAUGGACUUGUACACCUGGAAUAUCUAUUCAUUGAGCACAACAGGCUGGAAAGUAUCGCCAAGAAUGCCCUCCAAGGUCUAAAGAGUCUUCUUCAUCUGAGCUUGGCUCAUAACAACCUACAGACCUUACCAAGGCAUCUGUUCCGGGGCCUGAAUGCUUUGACUGCUGUGGACUUGCGGGGAAAUUCCUUCCACUGCGACUGUAAGUUGAAAUGGCUGAUGGAGUGGGUGAGCUACACCAAUGCUGUCGUGGAGCCCAUAGAGUGCCGGUCACCGCCCGAGCUGAACCGCACCAAUCUCGCUGAACUCCGCCCAGGGAGUUUCAACUGCAUCACUACCGACCUCGUUCUCUUCCAAGUCCUACAAUACCAGUCACUGUCAGUGGAAACUUUCACCUAUCAUGGGGAACAAAAUUUGGUGAUCGCCCAGCCUUUUCUCGGACGUUGCAUCUUCCUGGAGUGGGAUCAUGAGCAAGGGAGAUUCCGCAGCUAUGCCAACAUCACUGGCUCGUCCACUGUGGUCUGUAAACCCCUGGUGAUUGACAGCCAACUCUUUGUGGUGGUGGCUCAGCUCUUUGGAGGCUCGCACAUCUACAAGCGGGACGAAGCGACGGGCCGCUUCUUCCGCACCCAAGCCAUCGAGGGGUCCCGCAUCCGCAAGCCCAAUGACAUCGAGGUCUUCCGCGUGGAGGGCGACUGGUACUUCAUCAUGGCCGACAGUUCCAAAGCCGGCUCGACCACCCUGUACCGCUGGAACGGUCACGGCUUCUACACGCACCAGCUGCUGCACGACUGGUACCGCGACACGGAUGCCGAGUUUUUGGAGAUCGCGGGCAAGCCUCAUCUCAUCCUGGCCAGCAGCUCCCAGCGCCCCGUCAUCUACCAGUGGAAUAAGCAGAAAUUCACGCCUCGCACCGACAUCCCGGACAUGGACGACGUCUACGCUGUGAAGCAUUUCAAAGUCAAGGAGGAUGUGUACAUUUGCUUGACCCGCUUCCUUGGCGAUUCCAAGGUGAUGCACUGGGACGGAUCAAUGUUCCGAGACGUCCAGCACAUGCCGUCCCGUGGCUCCAUGGUUUUCCAGCCCCUGACCAUCGCAGGCUAUCGCUACGCCUUUCUCGGCAACGACUACUCCUUCAGCCAAGUGUACCGCUAUGAAUCCGUUACGGGACUCUUCGAAUACUUCCAGGAGUUGACCACCCAGGCCCCACGCUCCUUCGCCCACCUCCACGUCAACAAGCAAGAUUUCCUCGUCGCUUCCAGCUUCAAGGGCAAAACCCACAUCUACAGGCAUGUCAUCAAAGAUCUGAGUGCCUGAGUCAGUCCACAGUGGGGUUCGGGGUGUUGAAUCAGGAGGCAGCUGCCCCAUAGGGAGAGGAGGAAGUGGAGGCAGGCAGCUGGGAAGUGCAGUACCCAAGACGGCCACUAGGGCGACUGCACUGGAAGCAGGUGCUGAUGAGCGUGCGAUUCCCCAGUGGUGAGAGAAAAGAGGGUGCUAAAGAACAGCUAGUCGUUGGGUGGAAGUCAGGCAACCGAAGAUCACUAAGAAAAUAUGGCAAAUGGCAACCAGAUCAGUCACCAGAAUACCAUUCUCUAUCUCUUUUAAAAGUCAGUAUGCAUGAAACCCUCCUGGUUGCUGGAGAAGGUAGCAGUGGAGAGGCCUGCAUGCUUGGCAGCAGGGCUUAACCAAAUAUCUCGACAAACGGGGCGUGCAGAUUUGGAGAGGCACCACUUUGCCUGCAAUCCCUCCCAAUCUUACUGGCCAUCCCGUUGUUUUUGCUUUGUCGUUUCAAAGGAUUCUUUCUUUUUUUUAAAAAAAAAAACAAAAAACACCCACAACCUCAUUUCUCACCCUAAGUUGAAUGAAUCCGAUUACUGGCUUGUGUUUCCCAUUCCGCCUGCUUGCAUCCAUUUCCCCCGUCAACAGAUGCCACGAGCCACUGAAAAUCUGCUUGAUGUCGCUGCUUCUUUGUUUUUACUGCAGAAUUAUCUUCGUCCCUCUAAAACUGGAUGGCUUUGUUUUCCUUAACUCAUUGCAAAGGGGCAUAAAUCCAGCCAAAUUUAGCCAAACCUAAGUGACCGAGAUACGGUGAAAUCGUGGCCACUGGGCAUGAGAUAAGCAGCCUGAUCCAAUGCAUGUUUACACAGAAGUAAACCUCACCUGGGUAGACCAGGAUCUCGCAACCAUGUCGGCGUGCGCAGGCUUUGAUCGCAACUAACUUUUGCUGGAAUGCAUCAGACGUCUUUUCAUUGUUGUUUACUAUUUAAUUUAAUUUGUUGACAAUUUAAGGCACUGUACAGUGUCGAAUACUAAAGCACAAGUUUAGCAUUAAGCACAGAAGGAAGCCCCCCCCCCCCCCAAUAAUCCUGGUGGGAAAAGAACCGCUGGGGGAACAGGGUAGAUUGGAUUCAUUGAUGCAAUGGGUGGGUAGAGGAGAGAACGGGAUAGGAGAAGCUCCCCCGGGAAGGGGGCUUGGAGCCCAGUGGAGAUGCACAAAACCGCCAUUUAUCUUUUGCCUGUAAAUAACCAGCAUGUUUAUUCAAACACAAUCAGCCAACCUCCUUCCAGUAGCAGGCAGCUACAAGGAAUACAUGCCAAUGUAUUUAUUCCCUAGUGAGAAUAUGGAGCUGGGAUAGUUUGGGCUAAGAAUACAUGAUAUUGUCUCCUGCCAAAGAGGGCCUAAUAUGCUCUUCUGUCUCUCUUUCAUGAACUGGGAUCCCACGUACAAGCAUUGUAAAUAAAAAAAAUAGUAUAUUGUU
Messenger RNA from Sphaerodactylus townsendi, 3554 nucleotides. RefSeq names its product leucine rich repeat LGI family member 4 (gene LGI4). Lineage: Eukaryota; Metazoa; Chordata; Lepidosauria; Squamata; Sphaerodactylidae. Gene Ontology annotation, biological process: myelination in peripheral nervous system; neuron maturation. The record is from RefSeq and is a predicted model, not a curated record. Bases 493 to 2112 code for a protein of 539 amino acids. Gene Ontology annotation, molecular function: protein binding. The transcript has 9 exons.